UUCUUAAUGCAAAAGACAAAAGAAGAUAAAAAAAAAAGGUACUUAUAUAUCAGAUGUUCAAAAACCCUAAAUCGCGUUUCUUCUCUCAAAUCUUCCGCCGCCAUCAUUGAUCCAGGUAUUGCUCAAUCUCUGACUCUUCACGUAAUUCGUCACACUCUCCUUCUCGUUGAUCCAUUCGAAUUCUACACUCAAAUCGUGUUUAUAUACAUCAUAGUUUCAAGCAUUUUGAUUCUCUCUUGCGAAGUUUUUACGUUUCUUGCGAUUGAAUCUGUUUGCAGUUUCGUAAUCAAAAGUUGAAGAAUUUAGUUUAGUUUGGUUAUAUAGAUAAGUUUUGUAAUCACAAAAGUCGAUCUUUGUUACAGUUAUGGAUUCGAGUUACUCUGAUUCUCGUCCCAUGUUCGUGCAAUCACCUUAUGGUGGUUGGAAUCAAACCCAGAUGAUUGAUUCAAUGGCUAAUCCAACGAACAACGAGCAAGGAGACUUGCAUUCACUAUCUGAAUCACAGUCACAGUCACAAUCUCAACCGCCUCAGCAGUUACAGCCUGCAUUGAAAAGGCCAAGACUUGUUGAUGAUAACGUGUUUAAUCCGGCUUCAUCGUUUCCUCAGCCUUCGAGUAGUAAUCCUUGGAUGGUUCCGUCGUUAAACCCUCCUCCUGUGAACAAAGGGACGGCUAAUAUAUUCUAUAAGACUAGAAUGUGUGCGAAAUUCAGGGCCGGGACUUGUAGGAAUGGUGAACUCUGUAAUUUUGCUCAUGGGAUCGAGGAUUUGAGGCAGCCUCCGUCGAAUUGGCAGGAAAUUGUUGGACCUCCUCCUGGUCAAGAUAGGGAGAAGGAAAGGGAGAGGGAAAGGGAGAGGGAGAGGGAGAGACCGUCUUUGGCGCCUGUUGCGAAUAAUAAUUGGGAAGAUGAUCAAAAGAUAAUCUUGAGGAUGAAGCUUUGCAGGAAGUUUUGUUUUGGGGAAGAGUGUCCUUAUGGGGACAGGUGCAAUUUCAUUCAUGAGGAUCUGUCAAAGUUUCGUGAGGACUCGGGGAAAUUGAGAGAGAGCUCAGUUAUAAGUGUUGGUACUUCUGCUGCUGAUCCACCAUCUGAUACUGCCUCGAAUCAUAUUGAAGUUAAUAGACAAGGAAGCAUCCCGGUACCUGCACCUAUGAACAAUGGUGGUGUUGUCAAGACUGUGUACUGGAAGACGAGGUUGUGCAUGAAGUUUGACAUCACGGGUCAAUGCCCUUUUGGCGAUAAGUGUCACUUUGCUCAUGGCCAAACAGAGUUGCAUAACUCUGUUGGAAGGGUUGAUGGAGAAGCUGUGAACGCUACCGCGUCUGUGAGUAAACAAACCGUGGUACCUGCGAAUGAAGCAUUUGCGAUGAAACCAACUACACAAGUAACAGCAGAUUCUUCUGGUCUGAACGAAGAAGGGCGGCGAAAGAAGUGUCUGCUCAAGUGGAGCGACUCUAAGAAGAUUAACCGAAUCUAUGGAGACUGGAUCGAUGAUUUACCGGUGGGUCAAAAGUCGUCAAAGCCAGUAGAGAGCUGAGUUUUCUAGCCUGGUUCCAUUUGUCUUGUCUUUUGAUGAUCAAAAGUGAUAAAGCUUUGGUCGGAAAUUUUGAAGAGUAGAAACACUCUUUAUUUGAUUUCAUUAGCAAUUCUUUGAUUCGCUAUUAGCUUAGAAUUUCGCUUUUGUUGUAAUCUUUGAUUACAUAAAAAAUAGUGGCUUGGCUCACUAAUAGCAUCAUAUUCUUAAUUUGUUUACUUUGGCUUCUAAUUUUUUGGUUAAUAUAUGGAUAGGUUUCGUA
Messenger RNA from Arabidopsis lyrata subsp. lyrata, 1793 nucleotides. RefSeq names its product zinc finger CCCH domain-containing protein 39. The coding region runs from base 365 to 1534 and encodes 389 amino acids. NCBI's taxonomy places the organism in Eukaryota, Viridiplantae, Streptophyta, Magnoliopsida, Brassicales, Brassicaceae. Gene Ontology annotation, molecular function: mRNA binding; metal ion binding. The record is from RefSeq and is a predicted model, not a curated record. The transcript is spliced from 2 exons.